AAAGCCACAGACAACAGUACUACUAGCGCCGCACUGCUCUUGCGUAGCCCAGUCACAUUAUCCUCAGCACUCAGUGCAUGCGAGUCUUUGUCCGAGAAUCUAUGGUCACCCUCUACCUUGCCCUUCAAUGCUGGUUUGAACAACAGUCUUGCAUACGAGGUUUAUAGUGGACGUCUUGCGAGCAACCAACUCAUGUGGAUUACCCAGUCUCACCCCACCUGGCAGUCCAAGCAUCUUGGACCUCCGCAAUGUCAAGCGAUGGACGUUCAUGGACAGAUUCACCAAGUCAGCUGCAAAGCAAAACUCCCGACUCUUUGCUCUCAGACCGCGCCAGCAUCUAAUAUCACCUACGCAGACAACUCUCUGCCAUAUCAGAUUUCCCAAUCUGUUGGCUCGCAGACACUUGUCGGGUACCGUGACUUCUUGACUUUUCGAUUUAUGGGCGUUCGAUUCGCUGCCGAGCCUGAGAGGUUUACCUACUCUUCUGUCUAUGGAGGGACAGGCACCAAUAAUGCUCUCGAACCUGCGCCUGAAUGUCUGACGUUGCCGAACAAUGGCUCUACAGACUGUCUAUUCCUCAACAUAUGGACAACUAGUCUACCUGGAUCUGCCAAGAAAGACCUCAAGCCAGUCAUGGUCUACAUCUACGGAGGCGGAUUCACGACUGGAUCUGCAAGCAACCCAACGAACGAUGGCGGCAACCUAGCUGCACGAGGCGAUGUCGUCGUUGUCGAUAUCGCAUAUCGCCUGUCUACUCUUGGCUUCCUUGCUCUCGAUGAUGGCGUUCACAAUGGCAACUACUUCCUCUCUGAUCAGAUUGCCGGUUUGGAAUGGGUCCAAAAGUAUAUUGAGAACUUUGGAGGAGACCCAACUCGUGUCACUAUUUUUGGUGAGUCGGCUGGAGCAGAGUCUGUCAAUGCUCUUAUUGCUUCGCCUAAGGGUAAAGGUCUUUUCCACGGAGCGAUCUUGCAGUCAAACUAUUAUCAACCUUAUGUCCCGUUGGCUACCGCGAUCAACCAGACCACGGUUCCUAUUCUCAACCAGACAGGUUGUGCUACUGCGGCCGAUCAGUUAGCGUGUCUCCAAGCGUACAAUGCUACCGCGUUGAUCAGCCUUAAGACUGUCUUCAACUACCCAGUGGUCGAUGGCGCAUACCUCGUGUCCGACUUCAUCGAUCUCAACAGCACGACCACCCUUACCAAUCGCGUGCCAGUAGUCAUGGGCGUGAACCGCGAUGAAGAAGGUGUGCUCGGAACAGUCUACCCAACCACAGACUUGACUAUCGGCAUUGAAGAUUUCGCCACUGCAAACCACCUCAAUGCCAGCAACAUCCUCGACUCUGAUUUGUUCCCUCUCGGCACCAGUCACACCAACAAUGCGACUCUGAACGUCUUCAACACCACAACCCGCAUCUCGACCGACCUCUCCUUCCGCUGCGUCAACCAGUUCGAAGCCUAUGCAGGCGUAAAAGAUGGCGUGUUGCCCAACAUCUGGUUCUACGAGUUCAAUCGCACAUACCAAGAUCCAGCAUACAAUCCCAACCUCGUGUGCGCCGCUCCAGUCACACCAUCCCAUCCUUACGGCGACCCUUCACAAGAAUACUUCAAAUGCCAUGCUGGAGAUCUCGCAAACACUUUUGGCAAUGUGGCUCGAGUCGGCUUUCCCGAUCGUGAUGGCUUGGAUGCAAAGUUUGGGCAACUGAUGACUGAUUACUGGACUAGCUUUGCGUGGAAUCUGGAUCCGAAUCCGGAUGUUGAGUAUUUGAAGGUGAGAGGGUACUGGAACACUGUUAAUCAGAUUGAGAAGUCGGGGUCUUGGGAAAAGGUGGAUGCGGCAGAGCCGAGGAUGAUGGAGUUGCAGUGGAACUCGGUCAUGAUGCCGCUCAGAGAUGUUGAGCAGUGUGCUAUCUUGGGUUACCCGCUGGAUUACCUUACUCAGUAG
Messenger RNA from Aureobasidium uvarum, 1941 nucleotides. Lineage: Eukaryota; Fungi; Ascomycota; Dothideomycetes; Dothideales; Saccotheciaceae. The record is from the annotation of a GenBank genome assembly.